Messenger RNA from Theileria parva strain Muguga, 1875 nucleotides. It is a transcript of the gene sly1, whose product is annotated as Sec1 family protein. Gene Ontology annotation, biological process: intracellular protein transport; endoplasmic reticulum to Golgi vesicle-mediated transport. Gene Ontology annotation, cellular component: Golgi membrane; cytosol. NCBI's taxonomy places the organism in Eukaryota, Apicomplexa, Aconoidasida, Piroplasmida, Theileriidae. The transcript is spliced from 5 exons. Gene Ontology annotation, molecular function: syntaxin binding. Bases 1 to 1857 code for a protein of 618 amino acids. The record is from RefSeq and is a predicted model, not a curated record.
AUGGAUUUGGAGUUUGAUUUGCAGGAUUUGCAGAGUCGUUCGUUGUGUGAGAUGUUGCGUUUGUCUGACGACGACGAGGGUAAGAGUUUGAAGACCUGGAAAGUGCUAAUCUACGACGACGAGUCACGUAGGAUUAUUAGUCCAAUUUUACGUAUCGGUGAACUCAGGCGUCAGGGUGUGACGCUAAACCUUAACCUCUCAGACCGUCGUGAACCCCUGCCAGGCGUUGACGCCGUGUACUUAGUCACACCCACCGAGGACAAUGUGAACUUAAUAUUAUCCGACGCCAGGGAAAAAAAGUAUUCCAGAGUGCAUUUGAACUUUACGACUUAUACUUCUGAUGUGUUUCUGAGUGAUUUUGCACGUAGAUUUGCAGAGAUAAAUGCGUUCAAUUCUGUAGCCUCUGUUACUGACCGUUAUUUACACUUUAUUUCCCUGUCUCCAGUCACUUUUUCACUAAACUUACCCUCAGCUUUCAGAACUUUUUACGGUGAAACUGCUGAGGAACUGAGUAACUCUGUGUUAGAAACUGUUGUGGACAGGUUACUGUCAGUAUUGGUAACGUCAGGUGCACUCCCGUAUGUCCGUGCGCCACGCACGAAUUCACCUGCAAACACCGUGGCACAGCGGUUAUGUACUAAGUUACACGAGCUUGUGAGUUCUAGAAAUGCACUAGGACCAACUUAUAACAGACCACUUUGUAUUAUUUUGGACAGGACUGUAGACCUGAGCACCAUGAUCCAGCAUAGCUGGAACUACCAGCCACUGCUACAUGAUCUCUUCGGAAUUGAUAAUAACAAAGUUGCGAUUCCAGGACUGAGGAAAUCAUUUGACCUGGAAAAUAGUGAUAAGAUUUAUCAAGCCAUACUCUCACUACCACUCUCCGAUGUCGCCAUGUACAUCUCUAACUCACUCGAAUACUAUAACUCACAAAUCACACAAAUUAAUAAAUCGGAUGACAGUGGUAAUUUGGUGAAUGCGAUAAAUGCGAUACCGCAGUUGACGGAGCAGAAGCGUUUGUUGGACAUGCACACGAAUAUAGCAACGACGUUGGUCGACACGGUCAAACAACGUGAAAUUGAUCGUUUCUACGAGUUUGAAUAUGAUCUUGACAUCAUGUACGAUAAAAACUCCCUACAAGCCUUUGAAGAUUUGAUAAAUAAUCACAACGCAACACCCAUGGAUAAAUAUCGAUCACUACUCAUACUCAACAUCUCAAAACCGCAUAUGAGUGAUGAGAUAAUGAACGAUUAUGAGGAACGGAUAAAGAAAAGUGGUUUAAAGUGUGAGGGUUUAAGGGGUUUAAGAAGUCUAAUGCGCAUGCAAGAUUUCAGCUCCAACCUCAUGAAACACAUUCAAUCCGCCGUUAAUCAAUCUGUAAAGAACCAAUCUCCCAAUCCAACAGUAGUAAACCCUAUGGUGAAUCAGAAGAAUGAAAAUGUGUUACAGACUAAACCUGAACCCUCUCAAGCUCAUAAGAAACUUGCCAAUUAUAGCAGCAAACUUAUUGGCACUGGUUAUAAUCUCUUCAAGGGAGUUCGUAACUUAUUGCCUAGGAAGAAGAACUUGCACAUAGUGAAGAUAGUUGAGGACUUGAUAAACAAUUCCGAGAGCAUUUCUGAGGAUUUUGUGUUCUUUGACCCCAAGACUUCGGAUACGCCAGUCACUAAAUCCACAAAGCGAAUUACCUCUAAAAAAUGCUUCGUAUUUGUAGUCGGGGGUGCGUCGUACAAUGAAUCUCUAGCCAUCGCUGAUCUAGCCUCGAAACUCAAACAUACCAUGAUAUACGGUUCCACGUAUUUUGAUCGCCCUGAAGAUUUCGUAACACAAUUAGGAUCCUUCAAUUUUAAUCUCUAAUAUAAUAUACUACCAUAC